CCUAGGGACCUGUCCUUAAGGGGUCGUCACAGUAUUGGACAUUAAAUGUGGCCCCCUACUCUUCUCAAACACUAAAAAUGAGAUUUCUGCAAAGGAUUGUUUUUUUUCUAUCAUGGACUUACUGUGCUGCACAAGGAAAUUGUAAGAAACUUUAUAUUUCUAAUGGGCAUUUUUCUGAAACAAAUGCGUCAUAUAAUUUAAAUGAAAUUGCACAAUACCGAUGUAUAGGGGGAUAUACGACACCAGAAGGAACAGAAUCAGGAGAGUUGAAAUGCUUGCAAAAGGGAUGGUCGGUUCAACCAAUCUGUAUUAAAACCUGUAAAAGACCAGAAUUCAGGAAUGCCAGAUAUGAGGGACAUGAAAUAGUGUUUCAACUUAACAGCAAACUAGAAUAUGAAUGUCUUGAUGGAUACAUUCGCAGAGACGGAAGGAGCACAACAGAUUCCAUAGUGUGUGGUGAGGACGGUUGGUCUCAUAUACCUGAAUGCCAUGAAAUAGAAUGUGAAAUUCCAGAUCUGACGCCAAACAUAAGAGCAAUUAAUGGGAAGGAUAAAUUUAAAGUUGGAGAUGUUUUGUCGUUUGUCUGUCAGAACAAACAGAAAAGAGUCGGGCCUGAAUCCAUUCAGUGCUACCACUUUGGAUGGUCCCCCGACCCUCCAACAUGUCAAGAGGUGGUAAAACCCUGCGGACCUCUACCCAAUCUUGCCAAUGGAAAAUCCAAUCAAAAAACUGAGAAGGGGUCAUAUCGUCAUGGAGAAGUUGUGGAAUAUAAGUGUGAUGCAAAAUUUAUAAUGGAAGGAUCUAAGAGAAUUGAAUGCCAUGAUGGAAAAUGGACACCAUUGCCUGCUUGUAAUGAGGUUGAAAAAACAUGUGGCGACCCUCCUGAACUCCACCAGGGUUAUCUCAAAUCUAACCAUCCUUCACCAUAUCAUCAUGGGGAUUCAGUAGAAUACGGUUGCCAAGAAGCAUUUGCAAUGAUUGGAAAGAAGAAAGUAACGUGCAUUCAAGGGAAUUGGACAGCUCUUCCUCAAUGCAUUGAAAUAAGUCAACUUAAAAAAUGUACAGUGCCGCCGGAUCCUUCCAAUGGGAAAAUUACUUCAACGAAGAGUGACUACAGUCACAAUAGUUUCUUAUUUUUCAUUUGCAAUGUAAAUUUUGAAGCAGAAGAAUCUACAAGAAUACCAUGCAUAAAUGGAAAAUGGCAACGACUCCCCACAUGCUUGAGUAAAGAGAGAAGAAAAUUGUGUCCACCUCCACCUCAAAUACCUCACGCCCAGAUGAUAUCAACAUCUGUAAGCUAUAUGAAUGGGGAAACUCUAGCUGUUCAGUGUGAGGAUGGCUACCUGCUCCAAGGACCGGAAGAAAUCAAAUGUGAAAACGGAGUGUGGAAAUUUGUCCCACGUUGCGUUAAAGCCAAUGGAAAAUGUGGGCCACCCCCAGCUAUUGACAAUGGAGACGUCAUCUCUUUCCUGUUACCUGAAUACCCUCCCGGAGCUAAAGUUGAAUACAAGUGCCAGAACCUUUAUAAACUGGAGGGUUCCAAGCAGGCGACGUGCAGAAACGGGAAGUGGUCGAAUCCUCCAUCAUGUCUAGAGGCAUGUACAGCAUCUCUAGAAGCUAUGGUGAGAAACAAUAUUGAGCUUAGAUGGAGUGACUCUAAAAAACUGUACACUGAAACUGGAGGUAUCAUUGAAUUUACUUGCAAAUUGGGAUUUAUGGAAGCUCCAGGAUCACCUCCUUUUCAAGCACAAUGUUUGCAAGGAAGAAUAAUCUAUCCCAAGUGCACUGAAGGACUUCCAUGUGGUAAACCACCUCUGCUGCUCAAUGGUUUCACUACUGAUGUAACUAUGGAGAUUUAUCAGACUGGAGAAAAAGUUACCUAUCAGUGUUUAGAAGGUUUUGACAUUAGUGGAUCACCAAAUGUCAAAUGUGAAGGAGGAGAAUGGUCCAAAGCGCCAAAAUGCACAGGGGCAGUUGGCAAGUGCGGACCACCUCCUUCUAUCGAUAAUGGGGAUAUCACCUCUUUCCUAUUUGCGGAAUACCCUUCUGGAGCCCAAGUGGAAUACAAGUGCCAGAACUUUUAUAAACUCGAGGGUUUCAAACAGGUGACAUGUAUAAACGGGAAGUGGUCAAAUCCACCAUCGUGCUUAGAGGCAGCUGGAAAAUGCGGACCACCUCCGUCUAUUGACAAUGGGGACAUCACCUCAUUCCUGUUUCAUGAAUACCCUUCGGGAGCCCAAGUGGAAUACGAGUGUCAGAACUUUUAUAAACUGGACGGUUCCAAAGACGUGAGGUGUGAAAACGGGAAGUGGUCAAAUCCACCAUCAUGCUUAGAGGCAUGUUCAGCAUCUUCAGAAGUUAUGGCGAGAAACAAUAUAAGUUUGAGAUGGGAAAACUGGAAAAGAAUAUUCACUCAAACUGGAGAUUUCAUUGAAUUCACAUGCAAACUGGGAUUUGUGAAAGCUCCAGGAUCACCUCCUUUUAGAGUACAGUGUUUACAAGGAGAAUUAACCUAUCCCAAGUGUGUUAAAAGUUAAUCCCCGGAAAGAAAUGAGGACUAAAAGCCCAGCGUCAAACUCAGUGGAUUUGUUGCCAACAUUUGAAGAUAAAUCUGAAAAUACAAUAUGCUGUAUUAUUUUCUGCUAGCUAAGAUUUGUAUAUCAUUUUUUUAGUCAUACUUCCUUUUAUUUGCCAUAAAAGUGCCAAUACAACACUCUGCACAAAAUAGACAUCAAUCAUAUUCAUAGUGAUGUUGAUACUGCUUAAGCUAAGGUAUAUAAAAUUAAUAUGGAAUAUUCACCAAUGAGUUGAGAUUCACUAAAACCAGAAUUAAUACUUUUACCCUUUACCUGAAGCUCAUUAUGAAUUCCUGUUCAGGCUUUACUCUGAUAUCAUGGUAGAUAUGACCUGCCAACUAUCUGCCACCUUCCCAAGCGCUUAGUACAGUGCUCUGCACACAGUAAGCACUCAAUAAAUACAAUUGAAUGAA
Molecule: messenger RNA, 2989 nt
Organism: Tachyglossus aculeatus (Australian echidna)
Lineage: Eukaryota; Metazoa; Chordata; Mammalia; Monotremata; Tachyglossidae
Product: complement factor H-like
Exons: 15
Coding region: 78-2537 (819 amino acids)
Source: RefSeq, a predicted model, not a curated record